Messenger RNA from Rotaria sp. Silwood2, 1329 nucleotides. The record is from the annotation of a GenBank genome assembly. Lineage: Eukaryota; Metazoa; Rotifera; Eurotatoria; Philodinida; Philodinidae.
AUGUCUUCAAGUUCAUCUUCAACUACAACGGCUAGUAACAGUAAUACAUCUGAUAAGAAAGCAAUAUUUACUGAUACUGAAAUUGAUGCAUUUCAAGGUCUUGAUGUAUCACGCUUAUCUUCUGAAGAUAUUAUUGCUCGAACACGUUUAUUAGAUAAUGAAAUAAAAAUUAUGAAAAAUGAUAUUGUUCGAAUUUCACAUGAAACACAAUCAACACGUGAUAGAAUAAAAGAAAAUAAAGAUAAAAUAAAAGUUAAUAAAACACUACCAUAUCUUGUAUCAAAUGUUAUUGAAUUAUUUGAUCUUGAUCCACAAGGUGAAGAAGAUGAAGGUGCAAAUAUUGAUCUUGAUGCUCAACGUAAAGGAAAAUGUGCUGUUAUUAAAACAUCAACACGACAAACUUACUUUUUACCAGUUAUUGGUCUUGUCGAUCCUGAAGAAUUAAAACCAGCUGAUUUAGUAGGUGUUAAUAAAGAUUCAUAUUUGGUAUUAGAAAAAUUACCUGUUGAAUAUGAUUCACGUGUAAAAGCUAUGGAAGUUGAUGAAAGACCAACAGAACAAUAUGGUGAUAUAGGUGGUUUAGAUAAACAAAUUCAAGAAUUAAUCGAAGCUGUUGUUUUACCAAUGACACAUAAAGAUCGUUUUGAAGCACUUGGUAUACAACCACCAAAAGGUGUUCUGCUCUAUGGUCCACCGGGAACUGGUAAAACAUUAUUAGCUCGUGCAUGUGCUGCACAAACUAAAUCAGCUUUUCUCAAGUUGGCUGGACCACAACUUGUACAAAUGUUUAUUGGUGAUGGAGCUAAAUUAGUUCGUGAUGCAUUUGCAUUAGCAAAAGAAAAAGCACCAGCUAUUAUUUUUAUUGAUGAAUUAGAUGCUAUUGGAACAAAACGUUUUGAUAGUGAAAAAGCUGGUGAUCGUGAAGUACAACGAACAAUGCUUGAACUUCUUAAUCAGCUUGAUGGUUUUCAACCUAAUCAUGAUAUUAAAGUUAUUGCUGCAACAAAUCGUGUUGACAUUCUUGAUCCAGCACUUUUACGUUCUGGUCGACUUGAUCGAAAAAUUGAAUUUCCACAUCCAAAUGAAACGGCUAGAGCACGUAUUAUGCAAAUUCAUAGUCGAAAAAUGAAUACAAACAAGGAUGUAAAUUUUGAAGAACUAGCUCGUUGUACAGAUGAUUUUAAUGGCGCACAAUGUAAAGCUGUUUGCAUUGAAGCUGGUAUGAUUGCUUUACGUCGAGGAGCUGUCGAAGUUCAACAUGAAGAUUUUAUGGAUGCUAUUCUCGAAGUACAAGCAAAAAAGAAAAUGAAUUUGAAUUAUUAUGCUUGA